Molecule: messenger RNA, 2856 nt
Organism: Momordica charantia (bitter melon)
Lineage: Eukaryota; Viridiplantae; Streptophyta; Magnoliopsida; Cucurbitales; Cucurbitaceae
Product: alpha/beta-Hydrolases superfamily protein
Biological process (GO): lipid metabolic process
Molecular function (GO): glycerophospholipid phospholipase A1 activity
Source: RefSeq, a predicted model, not a curated record
CUCUCUACCUCUCCUUUCUCUCUCUAAACUUUUUUUUUUCUUUUACGAAUUUCUCGUCGGAGUUCAACAAGACAACCCAAAUUCAAAGAUUGUGUGGUAAACGUCGUUGAUUCGGCAAAUGCUCGUAUAAAUAUCGGAGAAUCUGAUUCUGAUCUGCGAAAAUAUUCAUACCUAAAAGGCAUAAGAAGAAACAGAGUCUUUUGUAUAGGAAAUCAGAGAAUUACAUUGAGAAAACGAAACGAUGGAUAGCUUCUGUCUGAAUCCAGGAAUCCAUGGGAUGGCUUCGUCGUUAUCAGUGAAUGCCGCUCUCGAUGUUCGUGCGAAUCCUUCUCAGGUGAGUACUGCCGGUCGGCCGACUGCGGUUGAGAAAUCGCAGAAAAUGACUUCGCCGUCGCCGCCGCCGUCGUCUUCAGCGACUUCUUCGUUUCUGAAGUUUUCUUUGAAGUAUCCCUUGCAAUCGCUGUGGAGUCGGGGUGGGGAAGGUGGGAAUUCUAGGCGUGGCGGUUUGGCGCUGGACGACGCCGUUUUGGUGGAGAGUGAAGAGGAUCGGAGAGUCGUUGGUGAGGAGGAAGGUGAGAAUGUAGCAACCGGAUCGGAGGGGAGUAGUGAAAACUGGGUGAUGAAGAUCUUGCGGGUGAGAUCUCUGUGGAGAGAGGAGGAGAAGCAGGGAAUUGCAGAAGAAGAGAUUAAAAUAGAGAUGGAAGAAGAGCGUGACGUGGAGGAUCAAGAAAUUGCUUGUGAUGAUGAAGAGGGCUGUGAUACUUGCAGAAUCGUUGAGGAAGAAGAAGAUGAUGAAAAGGAGAUCGAAUUCGAUAGGCACUCGUUUUCGAAACUGCUUCGACGGGUUUCGUUAGCCGAAGCGAGGCUGUAUGCUCAAAUGUCGUAUUUGGGGAGCAUCGCAUACUCCAUUCCCGAAAUUAAGCCGAAGAAUCUGCUGAGAUAUUAUGGUCUACGCUUUAUAACGUCUUCAAUUGAAAAGAGGGAAUUGGCUAUGAAAUCUGAGAAAACCCAAGAGCCAGCUGAAUCGAAAGAAGCUGGAAUGGAUCUAAAUAAUGAUGAACAGUGUGAAGGGAAGAAGAAGGAUGGAUAUCAAAUAAGUGCAUCUACUGCUUAUGAUAUUGCUGCCUCUGCUGCUUCUUAUUUGCAUUCUCAUACCAGAAAAAUACUUCCAUUCAGAUCCUCUAAAUCUGAGGAUUCACUCAAAGAAAGUCAGAAUAAUGUUGAAAUGAUGAACUCAGAGAUGGCUUCUUUAAAGGCAACCACAGAUUCGGUUACUGCUGUUGUUGCUGCAAAGGAGGAAGUGAAGCAAGCUGUUGCAGAUGAUUUGAAUUCGACUCGGUCUUCACCGUGCGAAUGGUUCGUAUGCGAUGACGUUGAGAGCAGUACAAGAUUCUUCGUCAUUCAGGGAUCUGAGUCACUGGCAUCUUGGAAAGCAAAUUUGCUUUUUGAACCCGUCAAGUUCGAGGGACUAGGUGUCCUUGUCCAUAGAGGAAUCUACGAGGCUGCUAAAGGAAUGUAUGAACAGAUGUUGCCUGAUGUUCUUCAACACCUAAAAUCUCACGGUGACCGUGCAGCCUUUCGAUUUACUGGCCAUUCUCUUGGGGGAAGCUUGGCGCUGCUCGUGAAUCUCAUGCUCUUGAUAAGAAAUGCGGUUCCAGUUUCUUCCUUGCUUCCUGUCAUUACAUUUGGUGCACCAUCAAUAAUGUGUGGAGGUGACCGUUUACUUCGUAAACUCGGUCUGCCACGAAACCAUCUUCAAUCUGUAACAUUACAUAGAGACAUAGUACCACGAGCAUUCUCAUGCCAGUAUCCGAACCAUGUCGCGGAACUUCUUAAAGCUGUCAAUGGAAACUUUAGGAAUCAUCCAUGUCUAAGUAACCAGAAGUUGUUGUACGCUCCGAUGGGCGAGUUUCUAAUUCUGCAGCCCGAUGAGAAGUUUUCGCCAAGCCAUCAUCUCCUUCCUUCAGGUAGUGGUCUGUAUCUCUUAAGCCGUCCACAAUCUGAUGCCAGUGAUGAUGCAGAGAAGCAGCUCCGAGCAGCGCAGAUGGUAUUCUUAAACACACCUCAUCCCCUCGAGACCCUGAGCGACCGGUCCGCUUAUGGUUCUGGAGGAACAAUCCAAAGAGAUCACGAUAUGAGUUCGUACCUAAAAUCAGUUCGAGGAGUGAUUCGUCAAGAGCUAAACCGCAUAAGGAAAGUGAGGAGAGAACAUAGGCGCAAGGUCUGGUGGGCUCUGGUGACUCCAGGCAAGGUCGAUAUAGGAAUUGUGAUCGAACGGCCUGCUGUUUCGAUCAACCUCAGUCAGGACCAGUUCAACUUCUCCGGCAUGCUGCAAACGGGAAGAGAGUCGCUGAGACGAUUCAGUCGGCUUGUUGCUUCACAGCAUAUGAAUCUACUUGUUGUGAUGCUGCUCCCAGCUAGAUUGCUAAUGUUUGAAGUCAGCAGGGUGGUUGGUUAGAAGUUAAAAACAUGUUUCUUGUUCUUGUUCAUGUUCAUGUUCUUGUUCUUGAUGUUCUUCAUCUGGUUUCUUGUCACUUUUUUUUCUGGUGGAGGCUGGAUGGAUGGAUUAAUGGUCUGUACAGAUGGGGAUUCAAAUUGGUGGUUGGCCAAACAGUUAGAAGAUUCUUUAUUCAUUGGUUCCAGAAAAAUAGACAGCAACAUCAAAUAAUGUUGCUAAUUCAAUGUUAUGAAGCAAAAUUAUUUGUCAAAAGUCAAUGUUCUUACAAAUCAAAACUUCUUACAUUGUCUUGGUGGUGUUGGUUGGAACUUCUUUUGACGUACAAGGAACAGUUGCCUGUACACAAUACUUGUUCUUCUUCUUCGUUAUUUGUCAAUCUUCAUUUGCGCUUUUGUUUU